Molecule: messenger RNA, 459 nt
Organism: Didymella exigua CBS 183.55
Lineage: Eukaryota; Fungi; Ascomycota; Dothideomycetes; Pleosporales; Didymellaceae
Exons: 1
Source: RefSeq, a predicted model, not a curated record
AUUGUUUCUUACAGCUUUGACGCUCUUCGGAUCAAACCCCUCCUGUAUGCCGUCCUAAACGAACAGCCCGACGAAGCCAUCUGGGACGCUGUCUGUGAUGCCGUUACCGCGUCCACUCCGUCUCCCCGCCCCGCGUCGUCGAUCCAACAAACACCAUGGCUGUGCAGCACGGGCAGCUUGGCGAUCUCAACCGAGCACCACAAGUACGUCGAAGACUUGCUGAGGGUGGGGCUGGGCCACAUGUACGUUGGCGUACCUGGUUACUUCGACGCCUUCUUUGGAGAGGUCGCAGAUCUUAGACUGGCAGGACAGGCUGUGUUUAACAAGUACAAAGAGGGAGACAUACCGCUCUACCAGGAGGAGAGUGACUGGCAGGGCUGGCCUGAAGGGAUGAGGAGGGGGGGGGGGGGUGUUACGCUAGUUUGCACCGCUUACAGAGCAGCUCUUGGACUUCGCUGA